AUGACAACCGCCCUCAGAAACUUCCAUACCUCAUCCGCAAAGUUGCAUGACGCCGCCAUCGUCGGUCUCCAUGCCGACGGCCAGCUUUUGGUCCCCCGAUCCAUCGCAGCCAACGGCAAGGACUCCCUCGCCACCAUCCUCAAGGCCGCCGGUGCCAAGGGCAAGGCUGGCGAGAGCCGCGUCUUUUACGGUGACUUCGGCCUCGGCUCCAAGGUCCAGAAGGUCGCCGUCGUUGGUCUCGGAAAGCAAGGAACUAGCGCUGCUGCCAAAGAUCGCGUCCGUGCUGCUGUUGCCACCGGAGUCAAGGCUUUGAAGGCUCAGGAGGCCAAGGAUAUCGGUAUUGCUGGAAUGGGCCACGACCAGGCUGCUGCCGAGGGAGCUUCGCUCGGACUCUACAACUUCAACUACUUCAAGUCAGGAAAGAAGGGCGCUGCCGAGGACAUCAAGAUCUCUGCUUUGGAUCUUGAGAGUCCCGACGAGAUCCAGGCAUUCAAGAACGGCCUCAUCCAGGCCCAUGCUCAGAAUUUGGCCCGUAUCCUUAUGGAGACUCCUGCCAACCACAUGACUCCCACCUUGUUCGCCGAGCGUUUCCUCAAGGAGGUCGAGGCCUUGGGAUUGGGGGGCAAGUUGAAGGUCCAUGUCCGCGACCAGACCUGGGCUGAGGAGCACAAGAUGGGUGCCUUCCUGAGCGUCUCUCGCGGAAGCGAUGAGCCCCUCAAGUUCUUGGAGAUCCAGUACGAAGGAGGCAAGGCUGGCGAUAGACCCUUGGGCUUGGUCGGAAAGGGUGUCACCUUUGACACUGGUGGAAUUUCCAUCAAGCCUUCGGCCAACAUGGCUGCCAUGAAGGGAGAUAUGGGUGGUGCUGCCACCGUUGCCGCUGCCAUCUGGGGUAUUGCUGCCUUGAACCUGCCCAUCAACCUCGUUGCCGGUAUCCCCCUGUGCGAGAACAUGCCCUCAGGCAGGGCCACCAAGCCCGGUGAUGUCGUCACUUCCAUGUCGGGCAAGACCAUCGAGGUCGACAACACCGAUGCCGAGGGCCGUCUCAUCCUUGCCGAUGCCUUGACCUUCAUCUCCAAGAUCUACCAGCCCCAUACCUUGAUCGACUUGGCCACCUUGACCGGUGCCAUGGAUGUCGCCUUGGGAGGAGCCUACGCCGGAGUGUUCUCGACCAGCAACUCUCUAUGGUCCGAGUUGGACGCCGCCGGAGAGGAGGCCCACGAGGCCUUCUGGAGAAUGCCCCUCCACAGCGUCUACUUGCCCCAGAUCACCGCCAACACCGUUGCCGACUUGAUCAACACUGGAGGACGCAGUGCCGGAAGCUGUACCGCUGCCAUCUUCUUGCGCGAGUUUGUCCACGGUGUCGAGAGAGACGACGGAUUCGCCCAGGCUGAGGAUGAGCCCUCCACAGAGGUCGGAACUCCUUUGGAGGCCACUGGAAACGUGAAGGCCGGUAGCGUGCGGUAUGCCCAUAUCGAUAUUGCCGGAGUCAUGGACACCACCAGCAGUGCCGGAUACUACGCCAAGGGUAUGACUGGUCGCCCUGCCAGAGCCUUGAUCGAGUUUGCCAAGAAGUUUUCUUCUAACUAA
Messenger RNA from Linnemannia hyalina, 1587 nucleotides. The record is from the annotation of a GenBank genome assembly. Lineage: Eukaryota; Fungi; Mortierellomycota; Mortierellomycetes; Mortierellales; Mortierellaceae.